Brienomyrus brachyistius is the source of this 964-nucleotide messenger RNA. It is a transcript of the gene btf3l4, whose product is annotated as basic transcription factor 3-like 4. Bases 159 to 635 code for a protein of 158 amino acids. The record is from RefSeq and is a predicted model, not a curated record. Lineage: Eukaryota; Metazoa; Chordata; Actinopteri; Osteoglossiformes; Mormyridae. The transcript is spliced from 6 exons.
UGGCUCCCGCUGCCGUCACGUGGCCCGUGACGCAGUUCUUCCUCAGCUCCGCCAUCUUUGCUAGCUCGCCGCGUGUUGCUGCUGCUGCUAUUGGUCCGGAGCGGUGAAGCUACAAGAGGAGAAGAGCUCGACCGCCCGCUUCGCCUUUGCCGGUGAACAUGAAUCAAGAGAAACUUGCCAAACUUCAAGCCCAGGUCCGGAUAGGUGGUAAGGGGACAGCACGUAGAAAGAAGAAGGUUGUACACAGAACAGCGACCGCAGAUGACAAAAAGCUUCAGAGUUCCCUAAAGAAACUGGCCGUGAACAACAUAGCUGGCAUUGAGGAGGUGAACAUGAUCAAGGAUGAUGGGACGGUUAUCCACUUCAACAACCCCAAGGUGCAGGCCUCGCUGUCAGCCAACACCUUCGCUGUCACCGGCCACGCCGAGACCAAGCAGCUGACUGACAUGCUGCCUGGGAUCCUCAGCCAGCUGGGCUCCGACAGCCUGACCAGCCUGCGGAAGCUUGCAGAGCAGUUCCCCCGGCAAGUUCUUGAGAACAAAGCUCCCAAAUCAGAGGACAUCGAGGAGGAGGAUGAUGAUGUACCAGAUCUUGUUGAAAACUUUGAUGAGGCAUCAAAGAACGAGGCGAACUGAAUUUUCCCCGGAGACGAGGGCGUAUCUCCGCUUCUGGGGGGUACUGCAGUCAAGAUCUCUGUCCGGUGUUUUAACUAGAGGAAACCUGACAGCUCUUCAUGAGAACCAUCAUCCAAGAGACCCGUUUUGUAUUUUUUAACAGGUUGCCUGUGCAGGCAUCUUCCGGAAAGGAUGAUUUGGGCACUUGGACCUUUUGGUUAAAAACGUUCCUUAAAUAGCUGGCCCUGUCUAUGGUGCAGUGGUGAGAGAAAAUGCGAGUCUUAUUUAAGUUCUUUUCUUCCCCUUUUUUUCUGUCUAAAUCACAAAAUAAAAUGGAUUGAUUAACCUUU